This is a messenger RNA of Hemisphaericaspora subhashii, 438 nucleotides long. Its product is annotated as TEL1. Lineage: Eukaryota; Fungi; Ascomycota; Pichiomycetes; Serinales; Debaryomycetaceae. The transcript has a single exon. The record is from RefSeq and is a predicted model, not a curated record. Gene Ontology annotation, molecular function: protein serine/threonine kinase activity. The coding region runs from base 1 to 438 and encodes 145 amino acids.
AUGUCAACAAUCGAUAUUAAUAAACUAUGUACAUCAUUACAGUCAUCAAAGAUCAAAGAAAGAAACGACGCUCUCAAUUUAUUAGAGAUUCUAUCGGUAUCUAAAUUUAAAUUAUCCCUGAAACAAUUCAAAAUUUUACAACAAGCAAUCAUAAAAUUGAUUGAUUAUGAAUCACAAGUCUAUCACAAUAAUAAAUCAAACCCUGUUGAAGUUCGAUUAAGUAAAGCAUCAUAUUAUUUACGUUCCAUAACUGAGAAAUCUGCAGAAGAUACUAGGAUCAAUAUAAAAUAUAGGAAUUAUAUUGAUUUAUGUUUGGAGAUCAUUUCACGAUUUUAUGUAAAAGAUGAAUUAUUAGAUCCUUGUACAAUUGACUUUAUGAAAACCAUUGCCAUAAUCGUCAAUAUACGAUAUGUGAAAGAGCAUUUAUAUANAAGAUGA